AUGGAGCACUCGUUACAUCGUCAUCCACUAACCCUAGACACCAAGGAAGGAUUCUUCACAUGCUCUACUUGUAACCAAGGAUCAUGUGGUUUCAUGUAUCAAUGUUGCCAAAAGGAAUGUGGGUUUAGAACAGAUGUAAAAUGUGCUUCUUUUGUCGAGCCAUUCAAACAUCCAGCUUCUCCAGAUCUUUUUUUUCUGAUACAUGUUAGUGAUGAACGACGGCCACUUGAAUGUCUUGCUUGCAAAAACAAAUCAAGGACAAUGACAACAAUGACACAUGGUGGCUAUGGCACAUUCGUCUUUGAUCUCAAAUGCGCAACUCUACCUGGAUUUGCAAGAUAUAAGUAUGACACACAUAUACUCACCCUAUAUGGUGUUUUCAUGGGAGUCUACUGGUGUGAGAUAUGCGAAGAAGAAAUACAAUUCAAUAGGGUAAAAGGGUAUUACCAUUUUGUAUACACUUGCACCAAAUGUUGCACCACGGUACAUGCUGAUUGCAUCUUAGGUAAACAUCCUUAUAUGAAACCUGGCCGUAAGACCAAGUCAACGGUCUUGAGAUUCAUAUUGCUUCAAACAAUGGUGUUUUUUCUCGUCGAAAUUGCCAUACAUGUCACUGCAUCUGCCAAGAUAAAGUAG
Molecule: messenger RNA, 636 nt
Organism: Arabis nemorensis
Lineage: Eukaryota; Viridiplantae; Streptophyta; Magnoliopsida; Brassicales; Brassicaceae
Source: the annotation of a GenBank genome assembly